Messenger RNA from Lolium rigidum, 2229 nucleotides. Its product is annotated as pollen-specific leucine-rich repeat extensin-like protein 3. The record is from RefSeq and is a predicted model, not a curated record. NCBI's taxonomy places the organism in Eukaryota, Viridiplantae, Streptophyta, Magnoliopsida, Poales, Poaceae. Gene Ontology annotation, molecular function: protein binding.
AUGGACCACCACGGGCCGCCGCUGCUGCCCAAUGGCCGCCGUCUGGCGGCCACGCUCCUCCUCCUCCUGGCUGCCUGCUUCUCCUCCGCCCGUGCCGUCACGAGCGGCGAGGCCGCCUACAUCGCCCACCGGCAGCUCCUCGCCAUGAACGAGUCGGGCGCCGGCGAUGAGGGCGAACUCCCCACGGACUUCGAGCCCGAGGACCGCCUGGGUGCCGACGCCAAGAGCUUGACAUUCGCCAACGACCGCCUCCGCCGCGCGUACAUCGCGCUCCAGGCCUGGCGCCGCGCCUUCUACUCCGACCCCAAGGGCUUCACCGCCAACUGGACCGGGACCGACGUGUGCUCCUACAACGGCGUCAUCUGCACCCAGGCCCUGGACGACCCUAAAGUCACCACCGUGGCCGGCAUCGACCUCAACGGCGCCGACAUCGCCGGGUACCUGCCCCCCGAGCUCGGCCUGCUCACGGACCUGGCCUUCUUCCACAUCAACACCAACCGCUUCUGCGGGAUCAUCCCCAAGAGCAUGUCGCUCACCAUCCUCCACGAGUUCGACGUGAGCAACAACCGCUUCGUGGGCAUCUUCCCCUACGUCUGCCUCGAGAUGGUCUCCCUCAAGUACCUCGACAUCCGCUUCAACGACUUCGAGGGCGACCUCCCGCCGGCGCUCUUCGACAAGGAGUACGACGCCAUCUUCGUCAACAGCAACCGCUUCGUCGGCCCAAUCCCGGAGACGCUCGGCAACUCCACCGCCUCCGUCGUCGUCUUCGCCAACAACAAGCUCGUGGGGUGCAUCCCCAAGAGCAUCGGCAAGAUGGUGCACACGCUCGACGAGAUCAUCUUCCUCAACAACACCCUCGACGGAUGCCUGCCGCUCGAGAUCGGCCUGCUCAAGAACACCACCGUCGUCGACGUCAGCGGCAACGGCCUCGUCGGGUCCCUGCCCAAGGAGAUCUCCGGAUGCUCCAAGCUCGAGCAGCUGGACGUGUCCAAGAACGUCUUCACCGGCGUCGUGCACGAGGCCAUCUGCGAGCUCCCCGCGCUCGUCAACUUCAGCUUCGCCCACAACUUCUUCAACUCCGAGUCCGGGCCGUGCAUGCCCUCCGAGAAGGCCGAGGUGAACCUCGACGACGCCGGGAACUGUCUCGGCUCGCUCCGGCCUGCGCAGAAGACCUCGCUCCAGUGCGCGCCCGUGCUCGCGCGCCCCGUCGACUGCAGCAACCACCCAUGCGCCGGCGGAGGCGGGAAGCCAGCGUCGCCGCCGUCCGAGACGCCCUUGACCCCGAUUGUUGGGCCGGAGCUGCCGCCGCCGCCACCGCAGCCCAAGGAGUCCGCACCAACGCCGGCUCCUGAGCCGGCACCGCUGUCCCCGAUUGUCGGACCGGACUUGCCCCCACCACCACCGGAAGGGUAUGCUAGCGCUCCACCACCUCCAACAUCCGGCCGGCUUCCGUUGUCCCCUGAGCGCCCGAAGGCACCACCGCCGAAGGAAGAACUACCACCCCCAGCACCGGCCAAGGUUUAUCCUCCACCGGCAGCGCCAAAGGCCGAAUCUCCACCGCCAGCUCCGGUCAGCUCUCCGCCACCCCCGGUGAAAUCUCCUCCACCGCCUGCGCCAGUGAGCUCUCCACCUCCUCCGGUGAAGUCUCCACCACCACCCGCACCGGUCAGCUCUCCGCCACCACCGGUGAAGUCCCCGCCACCGCCCGCACCGGUCAGCUCCCCACCUCCUCCGGUCAAGUCCCCGCCACCACCUGCACCAAUCAGCUCUCCACCUCCUCCGGUUAAGUCUCCACCACCACCCGCACCAGUGAGCUCUCCACCUCCUCCGGUGAAAUCUCCUCCACCUCCAGCACCGGUGAGCUCUCCACCUCCCCCCGUGAACUCGCCGCCUCCUCCGGUCAAGUCUCCACCACCACCAGCGCCGGUUAGCUCACCACCACCUCCAGUCAAGUCUCCUCCACCUCCAGCACCAGUCAGCUCUCCACCACCGGCGCCAGUGUUAUUGCCUCCUCCACCACAGGCACCUCCGGCAAAGACCCUACCACCACCGGCGAAAGAGGAGCCAAAGGCACCUCCGGCAAAGACCCUACCACCACCGGCGAAAGAGGAGCCACAGGCACCUCCAGCAGAAUCAGUUCCAACCCCAGCCUUCGACAAUUUCAUCAUGCCGCCAUGGGUGUCGGCCAAGUACGCAUCACCCCCACCUCCUCAGUUCCAGGGGUAUUAA